Perca flavescens (yellow perch) is the source of this 2271-nucleotide messenger RNA. It is a transcript of the gene ripk3, whose product is annotated as receptor-interacting serine-threonine kinase 3. Gene Ontology annotation, biological process: protein phosphorylation. Gene Ontology annotation, molecular function: JUN kinase kinase kinase activity; ATP binding. The record is from RefSeq and is a predicted model, not a curated record. The coding region runs from base 148 to 1611 and encodes 487 amino acids. The transcript has 13 exons. Lineage: Eukaryota; Metazoa; Chordata; Actinopteri; Perciformes; Percidae.
UUCUGUUUUUCGCCUGUUGAGGUGGAACAAGAGCGGCUGCUGUAGCGAGUAGAAAGCCACUGAAUGAGCAGCAGGGUUUUUACACACUUUUACCUCCGUCAGUACGGUUGAAUGAUGAGGAAGGAGCCUAUAUCCCUAAAGUGAAGUAUGGCACUGAGUAGCAGUCAAGCUCCUAUAUUGGUGGAAGACUCCAGCUUGGAGGGCUGGAAGGUGAUUGGCUCCGGGGGUUUUGGACAAAUCUACAAAGCCAGGCAUCGUCAGUGGGGCUGCGAUGUGGCCAUUAAACUGCUUCAUUAUGAUGACGGGACCAGUGCGUCUUUGCUGCGUGAGCUCGACAUGAUGCGCAGAGGAAGCAGCCCGUAUGCUAUUCAGGUCCGAGGGGUCUUCAGGGGUCGAGUUCCCUCCUCUGGCUUGUCAACACAGCUCGGUCUGGUCAUGGAGUUAAUGGAAAGAGGAUCACUGGCCUCCCUACAGGAAACCUUAUAUGGAGCACCACCCUGGCCAUUGGUCUUCAGACUGGCACACCAAGUGGCUCUGGGCUUAAACUUCCUCCACAGUCUGUCCCCUCCCAUGCUCCACCUGGACCUGAAGCCCAGCAACGUGCUGCUGGAUUUCUAUCUCAAUGCCAAGCUUACAGAUUUUGGCCUUGCCCGGUAUUACCGCAGCGUCACGCGGGUUUCCAAGAAGGACAGUGGAGAGGAAGGGGGGACGAUCAGCUACAUGCCACCAGAGGCGUUCCAAGUCUCAUAUAGUCCAACCUUAGCUUCUGACAUCUACAGUUAUGGUAUACUCUUAUGGUCCAUUGUCACAGGGAAACAACCAUAUGCACAUGCAAAGUCCAGCUUAGUGCGGCUUCGCAUCCCAGAGGGAGACCGUCCAUUGUUGGACGAGAUCAGGGUCCAGGCUGCGGGGCGUGCAGGGUUGACAGGACUGAUUGAGCUCAUGGAGAGAUGCUGGGACACCAGACCGAAACAAAGGCCCUCCUCCCUUGAGUGUACAACCGAGACAGAAGAACUGUAUAAGAUACACAAACAUGCAAUCAAUGAUGCUGUCCAUCAAGUGCUGAAGAAACUGGACCAAAGGGAAGAAGAAACAAUGAUUGAGCAGAUUGGGAGGGUUCAUAUCACUCAGGCUUCAGCGGGUGAACGUUUUGAAGAAGUGAACAUUUAUGAUAACGCACCCACAGGCGGCCCACCAAUUCAGGAAAUGGCUGGUGGUUGCACUGCAAAUCAAACAGACAAUGCAAGAGUUAAAGAUCCGCCUUCAUUUGGACCUGCAAGCGUGUGUUAUAAGUCCUCUGUUUGUCCCAUUGGAUCGCCAUCGCCCUCUCCUUCGACUGAGAGGUCAAGUGAAAGCAGCACAGCGAAACCUUCCCAGCAGUCUUUCAGACCACAUCUGUCUUCACAGUACCACCGUCAGUUUUCCAGCCCCGACACUUUCCAAAUUCACCUCUGCAACGUAACCGGAUUUCAGCAUGGCAACAACAACAUCAUGCACAUCCAAGUUAUGGACCCCUCAGACAGGAAACGGCACCCGACAGCACCAUCUAGGGUCGACCUCCCGCCGCCACAUCCAGGAAGCUGGAAGGACAAGACAGGAGGGGUCGGCUGAGUUCACAUGGGAGCUUUACUGCACUUAAAUUUACUGCAUUACUGCAUUUAAAUUUGCUUUUCAAAUCUGGAUAGGAUUAAGAUGUGGUUUUAGUAGAUUGCAUGCUUUCAAAAGGGUUUUGGUAAAAAGGUUUUUUUAAACAUAUUUAUUUAGCUUCUUUUGUUAGAAUAUGAUAAACCAAUGAGCAAACCACCUCACAGCUCUCUUUUGCUGUGUCAGCAGUAUAAAUGUUGGCCAAGUCAUAUGGUCAUAUGGUUUUGCUUUUCCACCAACUGUGGACAACAGAUAUCCACAGCACAGUGCCAGCUAACGAUCAGGUGCCAAAAAUUGCCAUAAAGUCUUUAUGAACUAUUGAUCAUCUGUAUAUAUAGAUAUUUUUACAAAUAUUAUAUAUUUUGUACUUAAUGCAUUGGUUUUGUCUUUCAUAUUUAUAUUUUAUAUGUGUCCUUUUGUGGGUAUAUUUUUACAAACUUAUGAAAAUGUUCCAACUCAAACAACUUCAUUAACCAUUUCAUAUACGUUUUUUUUUUUAUUUUGAUUGAAUUGAUUGACAAAAAAAGCAAACAUGAAGUUGAAUUUUAACAGAAGUGUGUACAUAAUUUCACCCAGAAUUUUGCAGUUGAUGUAUCAGUGCUUCCAAUAAAAAAAUGGCAUCUUGAA